AUGGCUACCAGUGAACCAUCACUCCCCAAAACCAUAAAGGCAAUCCAAUGGAUCACCGCUGGAAAGCCAUUCGAGGUCCUCUCCCUCAACGAGUCCGCUCCUCUACCCGCUGUCACUGGCGCCAACAUCCUGGUCAAAGUUCAUGCCUCGGCCCUCAACCCCGUGGACUGGAAGCUGAUGAGAGGAGGCAUCCCACAUCUGCUCAUGCCCAGGGUGAAAAUCCCCUGUCUAGAUAUUUCAGGCACAGUUGUAGCCAUUGGACCCAAGGCCGGCAAAAAGGUCCAAAUCGGCGACGAAGUCAUGGCGAUGCUCAAAUUCAACCAAUCUGGUGGGUUGACAGAAUACACGGUUGUCGAGGAGGCCCUGGUGACAAAGAAGCCCCAGCGGUGGUCGUUUGAGCAGGCUGCUGCUUGGCCCUUGGUAGCAACCACAGUCUGGGAAGCGCUUGUGGGCAAAGGAGGGAUCAAGCAGGGACACAAGGUCUUAGUCAUUGGCGCAAGUGGAGGCACUGGCACCGUUGGUGUACAGCUAGCCAAGGCUUUGGGCGCCUAUGUCGUCGGUGUCUGUUCCACUGCAAAUGUGCAGUUGGUCAAGGACAUUGGCGCAGAUGAAGUCGUCGACUACAAGACGACAGAUGUCACUGAAAAGUAUACAAACCAGGAUUUUGAUAUCGUCUUUGACACCGUCGGUUCUCCAGAGAUCUGGACAAAGAGAAGCACGAUCCUAAAGCGCAGUGGUAACCUGGUCCGCAUCGCCGCUGACGUUAAUGCCAUGGACACACCCCUCCAUCUAAUUUACACAGGCGCAGGCAUUGCCAGCCACAAAUUGAUUUCGCUGUUGCAGUGGGGUCCAGGAUAUCACUUGUUCAAUGUAUUUCCAGAUGGCAACGUACUCGCCAAGGUGGUCAAAGUCUUGGAUGAGGAUGCAAACGUGGAUCCGAUCAUUGAUUCUGUCUACAAAUUCACGCUUCCUUCUGUGCUUGCUGCCUUUGAAAAGAGUCAGUCGAGAAGAGCGAGGGGCAAGAUCGUUGUCAAGAUCGCUUAG
Gamsiella multidivaricata is the source of this 1044-nucleotide messenger RNA. RefSeq lists its product as uncharacterized. Lineage: Eukaryota; Fungi; Mortierellomycota; Mortierellomycetes; Mortierellales; Mortierellaceae. Gene Ontology annotation, molecular function: oxidoreductase activity; zinc ion binding. The transcript has 3 exons. The coding region runs from base 1 to 1044 and encodes 347 amino acids. Gene Ontology annotation, cellular component: mitochondrion. The record is from RefSeq and is a predicted model, not a curated record.